Messenger RNA from Lytechinus variegatus (green sea urchin), 2213 nucleotides. Its product is annotated as late histone H2A.2.2-like. The coding region runs from base 1002 to 1364 and encodes 120 amino acids. NCBI's taxonomy places the organism in Eukaryota, Metazoa, Echinodermata, Echinoidea, Temnopleuroida, Toxopneustidae. Gene Ontology annotation, cellular component: nucleosome. Gene Ontology annotation, molecular function: protein heterodimerization activity; structural constituent of chromatin; DNA binding. The transcript has a single exon. The record is from RefSeq and is a predicted model, not a curated record.
CGAGACAGGUACGUAUCAUGACUACAAUAACUUGCUUAUAAUGUUCAUUUUUUGGUCUGAAUAUCAGAAAUUUUCAGCUCGCGCUUUGCGCUCGCAUUAUUUAACCAGUGAAAUACAUAUCCUUUUAAUGGCACUGCAUGUCCGUAAAAUGUCUCUAUUAUGUCAGUUUACCUGGCAACAGAGCGCGCUUCGCGCGCUCACUAAGUAACUCGAAAUUUUUGCUGGUGCCCCCCCCCCCAUGCCGUGUACGCCACUGCAACUAAUUAAUAUUCUCAAGUCGUGUGCCGAUUUCAGAUUCGUUCCAAACACACAGUGUCAUUAUUUUGUCUUCCCAUGCAAUGAAAUAAUGGUCAGGUUUUUGUUGAAUACAUUUUAUAAUAAUUAAGAUAUGCUAAAAAGGAAUCAAAUUGUGAAACAUGAUAUAAUACGCCAUUUUCCAUCGCUUUGGUAAUUCAAGAGCGCCCUUGUCCUAGGUUUUGAACAUUAUUAUAAAUAAAAAUGUUGGAAAGGUCACCGUAUCUGUUAUUCGUUUUUCACAAUUGUGUUGAAUUCUUAAUUUAUUUCAUGAGAAUAUGCUACAGUUGCUCCUCUCUCUUCUGGUCACUUGAACUUUUAAGAAGCCUUGGUGUUGUUGGUGGCGCCUGUUUACUUCAUUGAACGUUGAGAGUUUAGCUAGAGUAUUUACAGAGCUUCACAUUUUCUUUAUAAAAGGUGAAGCCAAGGGGGGCCUCGUUUGAAAGGAGUACGUUUGUUUUGUUUUUUUUGAAAAGCGCGGAAUAUGCAAAUAGAUUUCUCUAUUGUUCUUCUCCAGUAGUCCUGAUCGAUUACGGUGUACAUCCCAGUCAGGUAAGGUAUAUCAUUGCGGGGCUGCGUUUACGAACUUAUUGAUCGCUUUUCGGUACUUUUUGAUCACCCGUGGGGGUAUAAAUAGCGGAGCGCCAGAUUCAAAAGCUAAGUUCGUUUUCAGUUCUCAACGACGACAACAACUAAACUAAAUCAUCAUGUCUGGACGUGGUAAGGGCGCUAAAUCUAAGAGCAAGGCCAAGAGCCGAUCAACCCGUGCAGGGCUUCAGUUCCCUGUCGGUCGUGUCCACCGUUUCCUCCGCAAGGGAAACUAUGCCAACCGUGUUGGUGCUGGAGCUCCAGUCUACUUGGCUGCCGUCCUCGAAUACCUGACCGCUGAGAUCCUCGAGCUCGCCGGCAACGCCGCCCGCGACAACAAGAAGAGCAGGAUCAUCCCCCGUCACCUUCAGCUCGCCAUCCGCAACGAUGAGGAGCUUAACAGGCUGAUGAGCGGAGUCACCGUCGCCCAGGGUGGUGUUCUCCCCAACAUCCAGGCUGUCCUCCUCCCCAAGAAGAAGUAAAUGCUUCAUCUUGCCUUAUAAACUUAAACGGCUCUUUUAAGAGCCACCAAAUCAACAAGAAAGAAAUUAAAUUUGAAAAUCUCUUUAAACACCGCAUUAAGUAAUUCAUAAUACUUUUCUGUCGUUAUCUUCACUACCAAUCAGGUGUUUGGAAAAUUACUUACGAGGUUAACGAUUGUCUGAGGUUAAUUAAAACCAUCACUUAAGUGUACGCAUUAAUAAGAGUGCUCAUUCUCAUUGUGCACUAGAAACUCUGAAAUAUUUUGACAGACCUGCAAGAAAAAAGAAGACAUUUUCCACUCUUCAGGACCAACUCCAUUAUAUAAUAAUACUUAACAGUCAAUACCCAUUCUGAUUACCUAACUGAAUCAAAUCUGUAAACUGUGUCCCAGAUUCCCUACCACAAGCCAUCGAAAUAAAUAUUUUUAUGAUAUAUCAUGACAUAUAGGCUUAUGUAUAGCGCAUAACGACCCUAUGCGCUUACAAAGGACUUGGAUAUUAUUACCCAUAAAAAAGUCAAAGAAUAAAAUCAUACAAGGUACCCAUUCACGUCACCCAAGCAAUGUGCUAAGGAAAUUACGCCAUGACUGGGAUUCGAACCCAUGACCCUCUGUUUCAAAGUCACAAGACUAAUCCACUGGGCCACAACGCUCCACAAAUAUCACUCGGUAUAUACAAUGCCCCAAAUAAAUGGACCAAAAAAAGUAACUCCCUUUACCAUGCAAGGUUGUUAUACUGCAUAGGCGGAUCCACUGGGGCCGAGGGGUACGCCCCCUCCCUAUUGGCGGUGCAAAAAAAUGAAAAAAAGGGGGAGGAAAGAAAAAAAAGAAAUGAUGGGAAAAUAGAGCA